AUGUCUGCAACACGGUUGAUCGUUCUUGCUGUCUGGCUUCUUUGCGGCUUCGAAACGGCAAGAGCGACGUUCUCCUUGGCGGAGGCGUUCAGAGGCGACGAUUUCUACCACAAGUGGAAUUGGGAGACCUUCAACGAUCCCACCAAUGGACGCGUCGAUUACGUCGACAUGAAGACCGCCAAAAAGCUGAACUUGACGGAAGUGAAAGACGGCGCGUUCUUGAUGUCCGCGGACGAUUACAGCACAGUCCCGACGUCCGCACGCGGACGCAAGAGUGUUCGCAUCUCCUCCAAAGGCUCCUGGGCCGACUCUCUGAUCGUUCUGGAUCUGACUCAUAUGCCAGAGGGCUGCGCUACAUGGCCGGCCUUCUGGACAUUGAGUGCUGCAGGUCCCUGGCCGACCGGCGGCGAAAUUGAUAUCUUGGAGGGCGUGCAUCUCCAGGAGCAAAACCUAGCCUCGCAACACACUCGACCCGGAUGUACGAUGUCCGAUCAUCGCCAGAUGAAGGGAACGCCAACAUCUAACAACUGCGAUACCGCAGUAAACUACAACCAAGGUUGUGGCGUAUCGUUCUCCAAGAAGAACUCUUACGGCGCUGCCUUCAACAAAGCUGGCGGAGGCUACUACGUCAUGCAGCGGACCAAGCAAAACGGUGUUCAGGUUUGGUUCUGGUCGAGAAGCGAUCCUUUGUUGCCUCUGGACAUCAAGGCCGGGUCGCCUGUGGUCGUCCCCACGCCUCUCUGGGGAUUACCCGAAGCCAGUUUCCCUCCGGACAACUGUGAUUAUGACCAACAUUUUGAUGCGCAUCGAAUGGUCUUCGAUCUCACCUUCUGCGGUGACUGGGCAGGCGCUGUAUGGCCUAUGUCAGGGUGUGGUGCAGGGAGCUGUGUUGACCACGUGAAUGGCAAUCCCAAGGCAUUUUCCAAGGCUUACUGGGAGGUGAACUCCGUGAACGUCUAUACCCCGCUAUGACAUCGCUUGCUGCAUCCACGUGUCGUCUUGCAUACCAUCUCUCGCACCGCUAUAUGAAUCGCGUACUUUCUAGACC
Messenger RNA from Punctularia strigosozonata HHB-11173 SS5, 1048 nucleotides. RefSeq lists its product as uncharacterized. Gene Ontology annotation, molecular function: hydrolase activity, hydrolyzing O-glycosyl compounds. Lineage: Eukaryota; Fungi; Basidiomycota; Agaricomycetes; Corticiales; Punctulariaceae. Bases 1 to 972 code for a protein of 323 amino acids. The record is from RefSeq and is a predicted model, not a curated record. The transcript has 7 exons. Gene Ontology annotation, biological process: glucan catabolic process.